UCUUCCCCUUUCUGAGCUCACUCUCUCUCUCUCAUCUUCUGCUCUGACUCUAUCACACAGUCUCCGGCUCAGCGGACGGACCAGACCUCCUCUCCUGCUCCUCUGCUUUGUGUUUCUCUCACAGUCUUUUAUUUUAUUGCACCUUAUUCCUCAUUUAUUUCCAUUUUUUUUUUAAAAACACCCCCCUCCCCUGUUACAGGGGGCUUCAGUGGGGGUUUCGGAGUGUGUGUGUGUGUUUGACCUGUGUGUGUGAGUGUGUGUGCUGGAGCUUUCGGCAUGGAGGCAGUGGCACUUUAUACGUUUCGGGCCACAGAGGGCGAUGAACUUAGUUUUAACAAGGGAGAUUUACUCAAGAUCACCAACAUGGAGGAUGAUCCGAACUGGUACACAGCUGAGCUCCACAAUAGAAAAGGGUUUGUGCCGAAAAACUACAUAAAUCUGAGGCCACACGCCUGGUUUGCCGGUCGUAUAUCUCGCGGUGUGGCAGAAAGUCGACUCAGACACAGGGAAUGUGGAGCGUUUCUGGUCCGAGAGAGUGAGAGCGCUCCUGGAGAGUUCUCCAUGUCUGUCAGUUACGGGGACCAUGUUCAGCAUUUCAAGGUGCUGCAGGAUCGGUGUGGUCAGUACUACGUGUGGGACGAGAUCUUCUCCUCUCUGAACGAGCUGGUGGAGUUUUACCAUAGCAACAGCAUCGCUAAGGAGAGGACUGUCUUUCUGCGAGACCCUGAGCACUUCGCCAGGCGCCCCCACCAUGCCCACGCUCUCUUCGACUUCACCCCCCACCACCCCUCCCAACUUCGCUUCUUGCGCGGCGACGUCAUCGAACUCAUCGACUGCUCUGAUUCAGUGCGCUGGAGGGGCCGUUGCCAUGGACGUGUGGGCUACUUCCCCCCAGAGUACGUUCAGCCUGUUUACCACUGCCAAUGACCUGAUCACAGCCCCUUCCUCAGGUUCUGGAGCCCACCCCUUCACACCACUUCCCCAGCUUAUUUUUAUUUUUUUUUAUUUUUUUUUUUUUGUGUGCUCGUCUGCCGAUUUUUGGAGGAAACGGCCUAAGGGCUGUCACCGAACUGCUCGUUAUGUAACUGACUCCUCCCUCUUCCCGUCUGAUGCCGCCUGUCAAUCAAAGCCUCAUUAAUCACACCUCAUUCCUCUAUAAACAUAAAAAAAAUAAUAAUUUUCAGAUACGGACCUACACACUGUGGAGAACUUACACAGACACACACAUACUCCCAGGCAUAAUCAUUUAUAACCGUUUAUCAGCACUGGUGCAGACUAAAUAAAGACUACACACACACACACACACACACACACACAUACACACACACUAACCUGUGUGUGUGUGUUUUAAUGUUGCCCAUGGGAGGUUGCGGAUGAAGGGCAGGGUUUAUGCUGCUGCAGAUGAGUCAGGAUCCACUCUGGUAUUUAAACGCCUCUUCCACAAGGAGACCCGUUGAGCUGAGCAGAGACAGAGUCAUUGUGUUGUGAAUAUUUGAGGACACUGACACAGCAGAUUCCUCUGACUGACUGCGCUGGUGUGUGUGUGUGUGUGUGUGUGUGCGCGCGUGUGAAGGCGUUUAUGUGUAAAAUAUUGCUAUGACCACGCAUAAACCCGUGAAGUUAGUGUGUGUGUGUGUGUGUGUGUGUGUGUGUGUGUGUGUGCCCCCUUGUGCUCUGUGGACCAGUAAAGGAGGUUACUGCAUCCAGUGACCAGUGAAAUGAACACUGCCCAGAUGCCACUAUGUUUUUAACACACGGCUUAACAUGUAAUAUGCUAAUUUAACACGCUCGUUUAAUUUUUGUGAUCAUUUCUUUGUUUCUAUGUAUUUAUUCUUAUUCAUGUAUAACAUUAUACUACAUUACUGUACAUUACAAGUCUAAACAGUGUAAAGAGGUUUGGAUUUCUGUUGCAACAAAUUGUUAGAAAACCGCAUUUUGUUCGAUUAACAGUCAGAAAUUGGGACGGUCUUCCUUAACCUGUAAUAACAAAUCAUUGAAAUAAAGUGAUACAUUUACCUCUUUGAA
Molecule: messenger RNA, 2025 nt
Organism: Sphaeramia orbicularis (orbiculate cardinalfish)
Lineage: Eukaryota; Metazoa; Chordata; Actinopteri; Kurtiformes; Apogonidae
Gene: grapa
Product: GRB2 related adaptor protein a
Exons: 5
Coding region: 277-927 (216 amino acids)
Molecular function (GO): protein binding
Source: RefSeq, a predicted model, not a curated record